Coturnix japonica (Japanese quail) is the source of this 5223-nucleotide messenger RNA. It is a transcript of the gene SLC4A8, whose product is annotated as solute carrier family 4 member 8. Gene Ontology annotation, biological process: regulation of intracellular pH; transmembrane transport; monoatomic anion transport. Lineage: Eukaryota; Metazoa; Chordata; Aves; Galliformes; Phasianidae. Gene Ontology annotation, molecular function: sodium:bicarbonate symporter activity; solute:inorganic anion antiporter activity; monoatomic anion transmembrane transporter activity. Gene Ontology annotation, cellular component: plasma membrane. The record is from RefSeq and is a predicted model, not a curated record.
UUUGGAGAUGGUGGAGCCGAUGUGAACGGAUCGGGGUGCAGAGCGGCUGCGGCCCCCCCUGGCCCCGAGCCCCGGGGGGAGCCCGGCCCCCCCCCAGCCCAGCCAUGCCCGCGGGCAGCACGGAGCCCGAUGGCAUCCUCAGCUAUCAGGGACCCGAUGAAGAGGCGGUGGUUGACCAGGGAGGAACGAGCAACGUUGUCAAUAUCCACUAUGAGAAGGAGGAGCUGGAAGGACACCGGACCCUGUAUGUGGGUGUGCAGAUGCCCCUGGUGAGGCAGAGCCACCGGCACCACCGACCCCGCAGCCAGAAGCAUCGGAAACGUGAGAGGGUGAAGGAGGCAGCCCCCGAAGAGCAGGGCUGCCAAUACACGCCGUCCCAAAGGGUGCAGUUCAUCCUCAGCGCCGAGGAGGACGAGCAGCACGUCCCUCACGACCUGUUCACUGAACUGGAUGAGAUCUGUGUGAAGGAGGGCGAGGACGCAGAGUGGAAGGAGACAGCCAGGUGGCUGAAGUUUGAGGAGGACGUGGAAGAUGGAGGCGAGCGCUGGAGCAAACCCUACGUGGCCACGCUCUCCUUGCACAGCCUCUUUGAGCUGAGGAACUGCAUCAUCAAAGGCACAGUGCUGCUGGAUCUGUGUGCCAACAGCACCGAGGAGAUCGCAGAUAUGAUCCUGGACCAGCAGAGCCACUCCAGUGAGUUUGAUGAGAGCACGAGGAAGAAGGUCCGGGAGGUUCUUCUCAAGAAGCACCACCACCAGAAUGAGAAGAAGAGAAACAACCUCCUCCCCAUCGUCCUCUCCUUUGCUGACAAGCCAGCCCAAACGCUCAUCCCCCAUCCUUCUCCCACCACCACAGAAGCUAAAAAUGGGGUGAGCCAGGACACCAGCCCCAUGGAUUUAAGCAAGGCAGAGCUGCACUUCAUGAAGAAAAUCCCCACUGGGGCUGAAGCAGCCAACGUGCUGGUGGGAGAGCUGGAUUUCCUUCAGCAGCCCAUCAUGGCCUUCGCCCGCCUCACCCCGGCCGUCCUCCUCUCGGGCAUGACAGAAGUCCCCAUCCCAACCAGGUUUCUCUUUGUGUUGUUGGGACCAGAAGGAAAAGCCCAUCAGUACCACGAGAUCGGCAGGUCCAUGGCCACGCUCAUGACGGAUGAGGUUUUUCAUGACGUUGCCUACAAAGCCAAGGACCGGGAUGACCUGGUUGCUGGUAUCGAUGAGUUCCUGGACCAAGUCACGGUGCUGCCACCAGGAGAGUGGGACCCAUCGAUCCGCAUCGAGCCCCCCAAAAACGUCCCUUCGCAGAAAAAAAGGAAGACGCCUGGAGCUAUGGAUGACAGUUCUUCUCACACAAAGCCUGAAAAACACUGCGGCCCUGAGCUGGAGCGGACGGGAAGGCUUUUUGGAGGUUUGAUCCUGGAUGUCAAGCGGAAAGCACCGUGGUUCUGGAGCGACUUUCGGGACGGGCUGAGUCUGCAGUGCCUGGCAUCCUUCCUCUUCCUCUACUGCGCCUGCAUGUCCCCUGUCAUCACCUUCGGGGGGCUGCUGGGGGAGGCCACUAAUGGCCACAUAAGCGCCAUGGAGUCGCUGCUGGGUGCGUCCAUGACUGGCGUUGUGUAUUCCCUCUUUUCUGGCCAACCUCUCACCAUCCUUGGCAGCACCGGCCCCAUCCUUGUGUUUGAGAAGAUCCUCUACAAGUUCUGCAAGGACUAUGCGCUCUCCUACCUGUCCCUGAGGACGUGCAUCGGGCUGUGGACUGCCUUCCUCUGCAUCGUGCUGGUGGCCACGGACGCCAGCUGCCUGGUGUAGUACAUCACCCGCUUCACAGAGGAAGGCUUCUCCACCCUCAUCAGCUUCAUCUUCAUCUACGAGGCUCUGGAGAAGCUCAUCCACCUGGGAGAGACCUACCCAGUGCACAUGCACAGCCAGCUGGACUUCCUCACCCUCUACUACUGUAAGUGUGAGGCUCCCACUCAUCCCACCAACGAAACGCUGCACUUUUGGCAGAGCAACAAGGUCAACCCUGCAGCCAUCGCCUGGGAAAACCUCACCGUAUCUGAAUGUCGACAUUUGCAUGGAGAAUUUCAUGGACCCGCCUGCGGACACGAUGGCCCCUACACACCCAAUGUCCUCUUCUGGUCCUGCAUCCUCUUCUUCUCCACCUUUGUCCUCUCAAGCUCAUUGAAGAUGUUUAAAACCAGCCGCUACUUCCCAACCAGAGUCCGCUCUACAAUAAGUGACUUUGCUGUUUUUCUCACCAUCGUCACCAUGGUGAUCGUUGACUUCCUCAUUGGGAUACCAUCACCAAAGCUCCAAGUCCCCAAUAUGUUCAAGCCCACCAGGGAUGACCGUGGGUGGCUCAUGAACCCCAUAGGACCCAACCCCUGGUGGACGGUGUUGGCUGCAUUCAUCCCAGCUCUGCUCUGCACCAUCCUGAUUUUCAUGGACCAGCAGAUCACAGCUGUCAUUGUGAACAGGAAGGAGCACAAGCUGAAGAAGGGUUGUGGGUACCACCUGGACCUCUUCAUAGUGUCUGUGAUGCUCGGGGUGUGCUCGGUGAUGGGGCUGCCCUGGUUUGUGGCCGCGACCGUCCUCUCCAUCACCCACGUGAACAGCCUCAAACUGGAGUCGGGCUCCUCAGCUCCAGGGGAACAACCCAGAUUUUUGGGGAUACGAGAGCAGAGGGUCACGGGACUCAUGAUCUUUGUGCUCAUGGGCUGCUCCGUCUUCUUGACCGCUGUGUUAAAGUUCAUACCAAUGCCUGUGCUGUACGGAGUCUUUCUCUACAUGGGUGUAUCGUCUCUCAAAGGAAUCCAGUUCUUUGACCGCCUGAAGCUGUUUGGGAUGCCGGCCAAGCACCAGCCUGACUUCAUCUACCUGCGGCACGUGCCUCUGCGCAAAGUGCAUCUCUUCACUGCGAUUCAGCUCUCCUGCCUCGUGCUGCUCUGGAUCAUCAAGGCGUCCCCUGCGGCCAUCGUCUUCCCUAUGAUGGUCUUGGCUCUUGUUUUUGUCCGGAAAGUCCUGGAUUUCUGCUUCUCAAAGCGAGAGCUCAGCUGGCUGGAUGACCUCAUGCCAGAAAGCAGGAAGAAGAAGUUGGAUGAUGCCAAAAAUGAAGCCAAAGAACAUGAGGAGUCUCAGCAGAUGAUGGAAGCUGCUGCUGCAAACUCAGUCCAGCUGAACCUAGGGAAGACGAGCUACAUGGGUGUCCCCAAGCAGAACAGCAAGGACAGAGCUGACCCUUCUGAGAUCAACAUCUCAGAUGAAAUGUCAAAGACAACUGUUUGGAAGUCUCUCACCAUGAAUGCAGAAAAACUCUGAAUCUGAGGAGGAAAAAGGUAAAAGUCGUCCUCUUUAGGGAUCUUGGCUUUGAAGGAGAGGAGCAAGAACGUGACUCAGGGAUGAGCCAGAGCAGCUGUGUUGGGUGGAGGAAGCAAACACGCACCCUCCCUGGUUCUCUCCUCCAAGUAGCAGGAUUCCCAUUAAAGCCAUUCAAGUUAUCCUCGGUGUGCUUCAGGCAUUCAGUAUCUCUAGACCAGCAAUCUGAGGUGCACCUCGCUGUCAGUGGGAGCUCGGUGUUGCUCAGCCUCCGUGUGUACGUGUGUGUGUGCGCGUGUCGUCGCGGUCUGUGGUGGUAGAGGGGCAGCUACCGCUUGGUCAUUCAGUGCUAUCUAGUUUUGUUUUUUAUAUCUAAUCUCCCCCCCCCAAUUUCCCCUUUUCUGUCCAAAUAUAAACUCUGAAUGUACACAGUAAUUUUCUGUUAUAUUUGAUGCAUUCUCCACUUUCUUCUUCGUCACUGCCAGAGUUCUGGUUUGGUUUGGGGUCCUUGCUUGGAUUUGCUCUUCCCUUCUAUAUCUCUACUGGUGUGGGAGGGAUGCAGAGAGAAAGGAGAAGUGUUUGUUCCAGUUUUGCCAUCAUUUUCUUUGCUUUGUGUCCACAGAAGGGAUUGGAAAUGAGUGAUCUUUAAGUACCCUUCCAACUAAACAGUCCCAUGGUUCUAUCAUCUUUGAGGUCCCUUCCAACACAGUAUUCCUUUGAUUCCAUCGCCUUUAAGAUCCUUUCCAACCCAACCAUCUUAUGGUUCCGUGACCUUUGAGGUCCCUUCCAACCCAACCGUUCUGAGGAUCUAUGAUUUUUCAGGACUCAUCCAACCCAAAUUAUGGUGCUUUGAUUCUAAGGGGCAGAAAUGCCACCUUCUUGUCCCUGGCUGUAAGCUGAUAGAAGGAAACUCUUAAAACCCACUGCUUUGAAUGAACCAUAUGGUCACAGGAGCAGCCAGCCACAUCCAUUGCUUUCCUUGCUUUUACAUCCCCAGGAAGCUCUGCUCAUUUUAAUUUUCCUGCCCCUCCCCUCCCAAACAAAAAGCCUUUUCCAACCAUUAUGAUUUGGGGACGAUUUGAUAUUUCCAUGUAGGGGGUAGGGAGCAUCCCAAAAGCAUCCAAAGGAAUCAGCAUGGGAUUAAAAUCACUUCCUUGCAUCAUGCCACGUUGGUCCAGUUGGCAGCAAACUUCAUUCCCCCAGUGCAGGAUGGGUGCUGAGGGUCACCCUUAUCUCUGAUGCCUUAAACCAGCUCCUGGGGCCAAGCACAAAGGCAGCUCUGUUAUAUUAGAGGGCUUUGGAAGCACUGGGGGUGCAAGGAGGAGGAGGAGGAGGAGGAGGAGGAAGAGGAAGGCUCACUGCCAGCAAUGCACAAAGCAAAGCUCCCCUCUCCCAUAGGAUAAUAACAGGAUCCCAAACGAAUCCUAUGGAGAGCCCUAAGUGAAGAAGGGUGGGAGGAAAGUAAGAGGGUAAUAAGUUUGGUGCUGGCACUUCUGUUUUCUCCCACUGUGUUCUCCCUUCUUGCCAUUCUACAUGUAGAAAUAGAGACUGAAUUAUUUUUGCUCCUGCGAUACCGAAAUGAAUUUAUUUUUGUUGCAAGAGAUGAUCUAGUUUGGAAACUCUCAGUGUUGUAAAUAAAAUGGGGAGGGAAAGAAAGCAUCCGACCAAAGCUGUGUGGUCUCCCAGUUCUAAAUUUUGAUUUAUAUAUUUUUUAAAGAAUUUGGUUAAUUUUAGGGCUCGUUCUGUGGAACCCAAAUACCCAAAUACGACUCCAUGCUGCUGUCUCGUGGUUCCUGUCUUGAAUUGUUGCUGCUGUUGGCGUGUUCCACCAUCUCAGCCCCAUCUGCUGUGGGUUUUCUCUGUCGUUCAUUGACCACGAUGGGAAAAUAACCCAAUAAAAUCUGUUUGUGUCUCA